CGCAAGGUCACAUGACUAGUCGCAAGAGAUCAUUCAGCGGUGUGCAGAAGCUUUUUUGGGAGAGGGGCGACGUUUGUGUGCACUGGUUGAAUCUAUUUAUAGUGUGAUCAAUACUGGAAAAUUUGGGAAUACAUCGGGACGACAAGCAAAAAAGCGGGCAAACACUGAUGCGGCUCUGACAAGGAUGACUUGUGCGACGAUGACAGCCACGCUGGCCUUUCCACUUCCGAUUCGGGCUUCCCCAUGAUCAGCUUAUCUACCCAUGAAGAGGUAGCGCUCACUGACAUAUUGAUGUUCAAGAUCUCUCGGAAACCAACCUGUGUGAUAAGGGGAGAAUUGAGGAUAACGGAACUAGAGAUAGGUCCACUGGGGCAUGAUGAUAAGCAGCAUCUUCAUCCUGUGAUAUAAGCUUGUCCUCUGCGGAGGAGGCGCAGGCUGGUGGGGGCAUGGCGACGGUGGAGGGUCGUCCGGCCCAGUAUGGGGUCACGCUGCAGCAGCUGCGGGAGCUCAUGGAGACCCGUGGCCAUGAGGCCAUUCAGCGGAUCCAAGAAGAGUACGGGGGCAUCCAGGACCUCUGCAGGAAGCUCUACACCUCACCCACUGAUGGGCUGAGCGGAUCUGCGGCGGACCUGGAGCACCGGCGGGCGACAUUUGGGGCCAAUUCGAUCCCGCCCAAGUCGCCCAAGACGUUCCUGCAGCUGGUAUGGGAGGCGCUGCAGGACAUGACGCUCAUCAUCCUCCAGGUGGCCGCCUUUGUCUCCCUCGUGCUCGCCUUCAUCGAGCCCGAUGACAGCGAUGUGGGACAUGGCGGCAAGCCAAAGGAGCCCGGUGAAUCGGAUGCUGGGUGGAUAGAAGGUGUAGCUAUUCUAGUGUCUGUAGUAAUUGUGGUUCUAGUGACUGCAUUCAAUGACUACACAAAGGAGCGGCAGUUUCGUGGACUCCAAAACAGGAUAGAGCAGGAGCACAAGUUUGCUGUGAUUCGGGGUGGUGAAGUGAACCAGAUCGGCGUGACAGAAAUUGUGGUUGGCGACAUCUGCCAAGUCAAGUAUGGCGAUCUUCUGCCUGCGGAUGGAAUCAUUAUCCAGAGCAAUGACUUAAAAAUCGAUGAGAGUACACUAACGGGUGAAUCGGAUCACGUCAAAAAGGGAGAACACACAGACCCCAUGUUGUUCUCGGGCACACACGUCAUGGAAGGGAGCGGAAAAGUUUUGGUGUCUGCGGUCGGUGUCAACUCUCAAGCAGGCAUUAUCCUCACUUUGCUGGGAGCUGCCCACUCAGAGAGCAAAGAGCAGAAGAAAAAGAAGAAGAAGAAAGACGCUAAGAAGGGUCAUAGAAAGAAGAAAGGGGAACCAGCAUGCUACGUCGAAGCUGGCGAAAAGGAGUUGUCGCCACUCACCCAGCCUGACCCAAAUGUGGACGAAGAAGCGGCCAUGUCUGGGAACUCGCACUUGGGCAACAUCACUGCCAACACUCACGUGGAACCUGCCCGCGCGGAUUCCAUUGUCGCCGCCGGCUCUCCGGCCGAAGACAGCAACCCCCGCAAAGAGAAGUCUGUGCUGCAGGCCAAGCUCACCAAGCUGGCCAUCCAGAUAGGAUACGUUGGGUCAACGAUAGCAGUGUUGACGGUCCUUAUUCUGGUGGUGCGGCACCUGAUUGAGGUGUUCGUGGCGGAGGGUCGCCCCUGGAGAAGCAGUGACACGCAGCACAUUGUCAACUGCUUCAUCAUUGGCGUCACUGUUCUGGUGGUGGCCGUCCCUGAAGGUCUUCCAUUGGCUGUCACUCUCUCCCUCGCCUACUCUGUAAAGAAAAUGAUGAAAGAUAACAAUUUAGUACGUCACCUAGAUGCCUGCGAAACGAUGGGUAAUGCAACAGCAAUUUGCUCGGACAAAACCGGCACCUUGACAACCAACCGCAUGACUGUAGUGCAGAGCUACAUCUGUGGUGUUCAAUAUAAGCCAUCACCUAAAUAUGAAACUCUUCCACCUGUUGUUGCUGACAAGAUAGUGUAUGGCAUAUCGGUGAACAGUGCCUACACAUCUAGGGUUAUCCUUCCCGAGGCCGCGGGUGAACUUCCGAAGCAGGUGGGCAACAAGACAGAGUGCGCCCUGUUGGGCUUUGUGCUUGACCUUGGCAAGGACUACCAGAGUGUGCGGGAUGACAUUCCCGAGGAGAUGCUGCACAAGGUCUACACCUUCAACUCGGUCCGAAAGUCGAUGAGCACUGUCAUCCCUCUCGAUGGUGGCCGAGGAUUCCGUGUCUACACCAAAGGCGCUUCUGAAAUCGUCAUGAAGAAGUGCAACUUCAUCUUUGGAUCUGGUGGUCAAAUAGAGAACUUUAGGCAAGAAGACCAGGAUCGCCUGGUACGGACCAUCAUCGAGCCCAUGGCAUCCAAUGGGCUGCGAACCAUAUCCCUUGCCUAUAAGGACUACAUCCUGACGGGGUCAAACACCAAGGCCAAUGAGGUAGCACUCACGCAAGAGCCAGACUGGGAAGACGAAGAAAACAUUGUGAAGGACCUCACUUGCCUCUGCGUGGUUGGCAUUGAAGACCCUGUACGCCCUGAAGUCCCAGAGGCCAUUCGUAAGUGCCAGCGAGCGGGCAUCACCGUUCGCAUGGUGACUGGGGACAAUGUCAACACGGCGCGAUCUAUUGCGCUCAAGUGUGGAAUCAUCAAGCCGGGCGACGACUUUCUUGUUCUUGAGGGCAAGGAGUUCAACCGGCGAGUCCGAGAUUCUAGCGGCGAGAUCCAACAGGCACUGCUGGACAAGGUGUGGCCCCGCCUGCGGGUGCUGGCUCGUUCGUCCCCACAGGACAAGUACAACCUGGUCAAGGGCAUUAUAGAAAGCAAGGUGCAUGACAACCGAGAGGUUGUCGCUGUCACAGGCGAUGGCACCAAUGAUGGGCCUGCCCUCAAGAAAGCUGACGUGGGGUUCGCCAUGGGCAUUGCUGGCACAGAUGUGGCGAAAGAGGCCUCCGACAUCAUCCUGACCGACGACAAUUUCACCAGCAUUGUGAAGGCCGUGAUGUGGGGGCGGAAUGUCUACGACAGCAUUGCCAAGUUCCUUCAGUUUCAACUCACUGUGAACACAGUGGCUGUCAUUGUUGCCUUUACGGGUGCCUGCGCCAUUAGGGACAGCCCCCUGAAGGCGGUGCAGAUGCUGUGGGUGAAUCUAAUAAUGGACACCCUGGCGUCUCUGGCACUAGCCACAGAGAUGCCCACAUCCAAUUUGUUGCUGCGUAAGCCCUACGGUCGCACCAAGCCGCUCAUCUCGCGCACCAUGAUGAAGAACAUCCUGGGUCAUGCCAUCUACCAGCUCACCGUCAUCUUCCUGCUGCUCUUCCUCGGCCCAGAGAUUUUCGACAUCGACCCUGGUAUGGGAGUGCGCCUCUCGGAGCACUUCACCAUCAUCUUCAACACGUUUGUCAUGAUGACCCUGUUCAACGAGGUUAAUGCCCGCAAGAUCCACGGGGAACGCAAUAUUUUCGAGGGCCUCCUAACCAACCCCAUUUUCUAUAGCAUUCUGAUCAUCACUGCUGUUGCUCAGGUGAUAAUAGUGCAGUAUGGUAGCAUGUUUUUCCAAACGAAGGCCCUGUCCCUGGACCAGUGGCUGUGGUGUGUGUUCUUUGGUUGUGGCACACUGGUGUGGGGCCAGCUUGUGACCACCCUGCCGACCAAGCGCAUCCCCAAGACCUUCACCUGGGGAUCGGGAGCGCCGGAAGAAAUGAACGCCACGGCCUCGCUUGUCGAGGAUGGCAGCUCUGGCUCCCUCUCACAGGAUGUCAAGCGCACAGGACAGAUCCUCUGGAUACGAGGACUCACCAGGCUGCAGACACAGGUGAUUGGAGGAGAGUUGCAGGAUCGAUUGAUUCCAGUUCCCUACAGCAAGAGUGCAACAGAUCAAGCUGCCUAUCAUUCUGAUGUUUUGGCGAAACAAAUCCGAGUAGUGAAUGCUUUCCGCAGUAACUUAGACGCUCGCAAUAAUCCUGCCUACCAGACCGCGCUCCUACGGAAGGCGUCGGCGGCCUCCCCAUCGGGCACGGGCACCGGCUUUGUGCGGUCUCAGCUGCACUCGCAGCCGCACACGUCCACGUCGGCCGGUGCAGGCUUCACGUCGCCCAAGGAAGAGACGGCCGCCGCAGUGGCGGCACCUAGUGCCGCCGCUGCCUCGUCGCCGCCUGGCCGGGAACCUCAGCAGCCGCAGCAGCAGCAGGCAUCGUCGCCCCCAGCUGGCGCCAAGGAAGGCGACGCGACAUCCAAUCACAGUGUGGAGACUGCCGUGUGAAAGAAAGAAAAAAAAGAAAAAGAAUGGAAAACAAUGGCCGCGAGAUCGACCCUUCUUCCUCUAUGCCCGUUUGUUUUUGGACGCGCACGCUACCACGUCGAUGAUGCCGCUUUUUCUCUCUCUCUGCCCCUUCUCUGUCUCUCACUUUGUCCCGAUUCCCGUUGAUCACGUAUGGCGCUGCAGCGCCGCUUCGAGUGUAACAAUGUGUGUGCAUGUGGCGCUGACCCGUUCCUUUGACACAGCUGCCGCGCAUUCACUUUGACCGCCGGGAGAUCGAAUGCAUACAGCACGUGUUCCUUCUUCCCUGCCCCCACACCCCGUUACUUCGCGCACCUGUCGGUUCGCGCCGAACUUGGCUUCGUCGGCCACAACAUUGAUUCUGUCACAUCUACGAGAGCAGCACCCUGUCUUGUAUGUGUAUGCGUGUAUGUGUGUCAGUGUCUAGGUCAGGCUUUUUAUGCCAUUGAACGAAGGUAAUCGAGACGCGCGACGGAGACAGGGCGAAAAGUGGAGAAGACGUGGGAAAAUUUGUAGACGAGUGUCUCCGGGGGACUCGCGUCUUCUGCUUCCAUUCGCCCCAUUUCCCCCGCUACGUAGCUGUGCCCGCUGAAAAGUGCAGUUUCUCGUUUUCCUCCUCUGGCUCUUUAUUAUUACUAUUAUCUUUUUGCCCCUUUACGUAGCUCAAAGUUUGUCGUGAUCUUAUCUCGGUUCUGAACCGAUGUGCGAGUGUUUACACGGGUGGAGGCACUAGUUCAGUCACUGAGCGGUUGUUGACGGUUUGUUGGCUCACGGGGCUGAGAGUGUCGCGGUUGAGUUGGGACACAUUGCUGGUAUUUCCAUGGCACCCGAGUGGUGUCCCGUAAUCAAAGCAGAAGACGUUCGAUAUUAUCGUUUACAAACGAAAACUGACGCCGUGGAAAUGUUUGCUGUGUGUGUGCGAGCUUGAAACGGUAGCGGAAGCAUCACUGUGACCAGGUUGCCUGAGAGAUAAUGUCCGUUAAGUUUGUGCAUAUUUUAAUGCCGGGCAGGGAGAGGGACAUUAGCGAACGUGCUCGAGACAUGCUACAAAAUGUGCGAGUGAGCUCCUAUUUUGUUCUUUUUUUUUAAUGCACACUUUACUAUUUUUUUCACGUGCUUAUCUGUCUACAGUGUGUUCGUAAAGUGCUUUAAAUCGUUCUACUUUCACCCCUUGCAUCCCCCCCCCCCCCCCCCCCUAUUUCUUUCGCUUACAAAUCAAAUUGUGACAGAGGACUUGUCGUACAACAUGAUUGUUAGUUACUUCGCAGUGCUUGCUGAAUUGUAUGUUAGUCGUAUACAAAUAUAAAUACUAUACAGAUUAUAUAAAUAUAUAUAUAUAAAUAUAUGACGAGCAUUUAUUUUAGCAUUACAUUGCAAUGCCGAGAUUAAGUAGGGGAAGAGGGGGAGAAGGUGGGCGCGCAGUUUCACGCAACACAAAUACUAGUAGCAAAGUUUUUUCAGUACUCCGCCGGAGCUGGUGGUAGCAGCGAAACACAUGGUAGCGGCCCCGCAAGUUUAAACAAAACAAAACAAUGGCUCAAGCUGUCUCCGCCUGGCCUUCGUGCGAGCGGCUUUUGUUGGGCUUGCUAGAUUUGCAUGUUGACGCAGUUGUUCCUUGUUAUUGAGACACACAUGCCACCCCCCCCCCCCCCCUUUAUUUUUUGUUUUCUUCUCCUCCACCCUCUGAAUCCUUGCGAAGGUUCCGCGAUCGCCCGCCUUGACAGAGGUCGUAUUUACAGCGUCUGUCGCCAUUAACUGCACCAAUUUCUUGUCUCUCUGAUGAAGAAUGCGUGCGUGAGUGUUUGUGUAUGUGUGCGCAGAUUUACGCCUACCCCCGUGAGAGUGUAACGACGCGUACAAAGACGGAGGGGAGAAAAGAAAAAAAAAAGUAUGUUGGAACUGUGUAAAUGUUUGCGCCCAGCGUCCCGCGUCACUCUUGCCUUACAUGACCUCACGUGUCACGUGGCUGUCGUAGCCGUUGCUGCGAACAGAGACCCUGACCUCUCCGCACCUUUUCCUGUAACCGAUCCCUUUCUCGUUACCAAGUUAUCCCGAAUCCUUGAGAAAGAAUAACGCCUUCUAACUUCCUUCACCCAGUAUGGAGAGAUUCCAAUUUUCUUGGUGUUAAAAAAAAAAAAAGAAACUAAUGCAAAGUGUGAAAGGUUGCCGCAGAGAAGAAGAAAAAAAAAAAAAGUGCUUCGUGAACAUACCAACUUCCUUUCCUUUUUUUCUUUUCCUUACAUAUAUCUAUGGCAUAUACAUAUAUACAUAUAUAUAAAUAUACAUAUACGAUAUAAAUAUACAGAGAGAUAUACAUGCCUAACCUUCCUGACCUAACCUGCUCUCUAUAACAAAAAAAAAAAAGUGUCUCCUUUUGUCACUUUGAGGUAAAUCGAUUUGGUCGGCAACGCUGGCGCCAGCUCUGCACUUGUACAACGAAUACAACGUUUUUUCUUUUUUUUUUUUUUCGCGUAGAAAAGAGCCCGCGAAAAAAAAUAUUUUUUGUUAUUCUUCAGAAAAUGCGUGGUUCAGUUUCUCGUAUUUCGAAUGCUCGUUUACCUUUCUUGAUUUUCUUCCCCUUGGUGCGUUGCUUGUACUUCCGUCAGUUUUUUUUUCUGUUUAUUUCUUUUUUUUUUUUUUGCGCGUCCUGCCAAAGACAAAAGCCGAAGAAAGCGAAACUUGUGGAGUGAUCUGCUGGACGUCGCAGACAGACGAGAUCUAAAUGUCUCCCGCUGCACGGAUUGUAAAAAGGGAAGAAUUACGAUGGUCGAGGAGAAUGGCGUUUUCUGUUCUUUCACUGCGCGUUCUAUGCUAAAGCGAGAGCGUGGUGCCUCACAUGACUCACUUUCCUGAUUGAUAGUCGUUGGUUAUGAUGAUUCAGCAGAAUGACCAUCGUUUCGCGACGCAAAUGAGACUGAGUGUAGUUUCAUACUCGAUACCGCCCUGCCUCCUUAACCCUUCCUCGUGUUCCUCCUCUUUCUUUUCUUUUUUUCGCUUUCUUUUUCUUUUUUUUCCUCGAGAACGCAGUGCGUGCUUGGUCUGCGCAGUCGAAACGUAUAUGAGACAGGGACAAGGCUGCCGUCGAUUUAGCUACGCAACUGACGAAAAAUAUCAAAAUUAUCUCGUACUGCAAAUUAACAGCAGCGCCUGCGCCUUGUGUCGGAAAUGGGAAAGUUGCCUCUGCGUACUGCGUUCAUGCCUGCAAUUCCCUUUUUUUCUCUUCUUCUUCUUCUCCUUCUUCUUUGGAUGAGCGUCGUGUAGUUAUUUGUACCUUUAUUUCUGAUUUUUACGUUCGUCUAGCAAUAUUUUCGCUGCCGCUCGUGCAUGCCAUAACCCACGAAAGCUUUCAGUGACCCCCCAAAGCACUCGUUCGCUCAACUAGGACUCCCCAUUAUACAACCGUCUAGCGGCCAGUCCAAAGAUCACCGAUACAAACUACACCUUCUGGGGCGUAAUCUCGCAACAGUUCACACUUAGAGGUGUGUUGAUCGCCGCAGUUCUUGCGAACAUUUCCUUUUUUUUUUUUUUUCCUGCACCCAGCCUCUUGAGAGCCCAGUGCACGUGCGUGACGUCACGUUCCUGACGGCACGCAGCAAUUAGCGAAAGAAAAUUUCCGCAAGAGUGGUGACGAUAAUUGUCGUUCGACAAAGGUACAGCCUUCGUCAGAAGUUCUGAAGCCAAUCGCGCUAGUGACGGGAACUGUCGUCGAGCCGCGCGUUGAGAUCCCUGGAGGACCUGUCGUUCGCUACAAGAGUGCCGCAGAGAUAUGAGAAGAACGGUGCUUCACAGUCUCCUGAGCUUGGGAGCGGCAGGCGUGCUCUUUCGCACCAGGGCUCGGUGGCAGGUCCUGUUACUCGCGGAGAGGCUUUUUCACUUUCGACAAAUGCUGUGUGCCUUAGAAGGUGUUUACGCGCGCCCCGCGUCGAACCUCGUUUUGACGCGCGCUGUGUCCUCGCUCAUACGACGUCUCGCGGGCAUUCUGCUCAGCGUGUCGGUUUCAUCUAUAGGUAUACAUACAUAUAUAUAAAUCUUGCUUUCCUCAUUAGCAGGUUCAAGACGCAGAGCGCGUCCUGGCCGCUAGUACCCGCCUCUCCUUCGCGGGAGUUAGUAAUGAGAGAGCGCAGAACUCGCGUUCGUUUUCCGCUCGAGCUUAGGCUGCUGCAAAAAAUUUGAAGCAUGGCGGCUUGCGGAGUUAUACUCACAACAAGGGCAAGGCCAAUGGUCGGCAACGGGGGAGAGAUCCAGGCAAGCAACUGUGAAGGCCAGCGAAUUUUGAAAACAUCCGUGAUGCGAUUGCAAAAAGUUCGUCGACCAGAGUUUGUUGUAACAGUCUUUUCGUGCGAGUACACCCUAACCACAUUACGAUCUAAUGGUUUGGCGCGUUCUCUUCGGAAGCAGGGACGUGAUCGCAGAUUCGCUUGCGACGACACUGGCGAUCUUCAGUGGGCUUCUCUUUGUUACGCAGCUUUCGACUACGUGUGCUGCGAUCCGCUCACGCUCGGCGUCGAGUGUUCAUGCCCCUUUUCGUAUAGUGUGAACCACACUUGUCUAGAGGGAUCGAGUGGGCGGCUGCGAAAUGCGCGAGCGUCCGCAGCAGCUACCCUGCUGUAGCUGCUGGUUUCGGGAUCUGUUUUAUAGCUCAUGAACAGAGCACGUGGCAUGCUCACGUGUAGUUCUUAUUGCGGCGUCGACCUGUGCUUUUUUUUUUUUUUUUUCACGAAAGAUGGUGGCCAUGUCGGGCUGAUUGAUCACUCUAGACUAGUGUGAUUCACGCUGUACCAGGCGACAGCGAGUCGCUCUCAACGCCUUCUUUAGCGACUGAAUUAGACGAGAGAAUCGAACGCGGACGGCUAUAGCUCACGUUCAAAACCGAGUUUGCUCGCUUAGUCUGGACAUCUGUCUUCCGUCGCCUCUGUUUCCGAUAUACGAACUUGCCUGUGCGCCUCGCCCUUCCGUAUCCGUGCCCUUUGGCUGCGCUUUCGGGGUUGCACAGUUAAUACACGCUCACACACUUUCCAGCCACGGUGGUGUUGCGAAGCCGUUGGUCGGAAACGCCAGCUACGCGGCGUUUUGGACGUUUUGUUUCUCGCGUUACACCUUGUAGUGUGUUUUGUUGCAUGUGUCUGCCCUGCAAGUACCUUUCGGCCGCGCUCGCGUUCAUUUUUCGUUUCGAAGUCAUCGCUUGGCCAUUUCACGGCUUGUACCCAGUAGCGGACAUUGUGUGUUUGCACGCUUUGUUUGUCCCCCCCACCUUGUUUGUUCCGUAUUGUUUCAAAGAAGCCCGUAGAAACGCUAUCGCGCGUUGCCGACGAAGCGCAGAGACUGAAGUGCUGCUUGCGAUCUAUGGUGUAAGCGUCUGACUUGAUAGGCGAAGCUGAUAUGUGCAUAGAACGUGUCUUCGACAACGCCUAGGGCGCGCCCGCUCAUCUUGUGCGGGGUUUUCGAGUUUCAAGCGGUGGCGAGUCCCUUCGGGGUGGGACGCUUUUACGGUUAAAGAGCCAUGCCACACACAAGACACACACCGCGUAACUAUGCGUAAACGAUUACCGUUAUUAUUGCCAGUUGUUGACUGUUAUGAUCACGCAAGUUUGGUUUCUUGUUUGGCUGUCGUCUUCAUUUUCUAACCCCCCUUUUUCUUUUUUUUUUCUUUUUUUUUUCUGCGAUCUCGUUUGAGGAAUCGAGCUCUCCGUAGCUUUCCUUCACGCAGGGUUUCUGCCCGCGGGGUGGGACGGUCUAAGAUAUCACUAAAGCUAUCUCUAGCAACUGUAGGCAUCUUCGAUGGUCACGAUACCAUUCUAGGGCCCAUUUGAACUUUUUAAAUGCUACACACAGUUGUGGUGUUAGAAGCUAGAUGUAUUUCGCCUUUUAAGUGUCUGGCGUCCAUCGUGGUCAAGUUGGAAAGUCUGGGUGAAUAUUCUGUUUUUUAAUGGUAGAACUCACGACUGCAAUCAUCUGCAAAGCAAACUCGUGUCACUCCUCCUCCUCCUGUUAAACCUGUUAUUUUGUUUUUCUUUUCACAUCGCGAGAGUUCUGUACACCGAUCUGCCUGCUGCGUGCUUGUGGCGACCAUCUUGCGCGUCAACGUUCAUUUCUUCAAAAUUGUCAUAGCUUUUGCGUGCCUCUUGUUCAAACGUUGCUUUGCUUUCCUCUUUGAGCACAUCAUGAAGUGAAUGUUCUAGAAAUAAAAAAAAAAGCUGAAGUCUUGAAAAAAAUAUGUAUAACACCUAGUGAGACGUAAAAAAAUAUGUGUGUUAAUUAUACUGAAUGCAUGCCCGCACUUGUUUUCAGGGGUAAUUUAUGCAACAACUUAUCAGUGGUACGUCGCGGCAAGUGCUUUGCAUUUGAAACAUUCUGCAUCAUAAUGACCGUUCAAUGCCAUUGUAAAUGAAUCAUCAACUUCAUCUUCUGUUGCGAAAUAAAGUUACCCAGCUCU
Molecule: messenger RNA, 10734 nt
Organism: Dermacentor silvarum
Lineage: Eukaryota; Metazoa; Arthropoda; Arachnida; Ixodida; Ixodidae
Product: plasma membrane calcium-transporting ATPase 2
Exons: 28
Coding region: 447-4283 (1278 amino acids)
Biological process (GO): regulation of cytosolic calcium ion concentration; calcium ion transmembrane transport
Cellular component (GO): intracellular membrane-bounded organelle; membrane
Molecular function (GO): P-type calcium transporter activity; ATP hydrolysis activity; ATP binding
Source: RefSeq, a predicted model, not a curated record